This is a messenger RNA of Linum trigynum, 3021 nucleotides long. The record is from the annotation of a GenBank genome assembly. Lineage: Eukaryota; Viridiplantae; Streptophyta; Magnoliopsida; Malpighiales; Linaceae.
ACUCAAGGAUUUCGUUGGCAAGGUCUUUUGUGCAACACAAGAUUGUUUUUUGUUGAGAUUUGCAGAUCUGCAUCAUGGAACGAGAUACAAUAUCUCUGACUUCGAAAGAGCACUACAGAGCGAGUCAUGGAGACAGGGGAGCUUGAUCGAGAGCAUGAGCUCCAAAGCACAUCAGAAAGCCUGGAAGUCCAAUUGGACAACAUCACACUGGAGGAUGAAGAUGAGACACCUUUGGACGUUGAUGACAACGAUGUGGAUGUCUUCAGAAUGGAGGCGGUGCGUCGAUUCGGGCUGAUUGGCCGCCUGGUAGCUGAAAAAACACCAAACAUAAAGUCAUUAAAGAUCGCUCUGGCAAAAGCAUGGAAUCUGAAGAAAAACUUCCAGAUAACAGAAUUGGGAGACAUGCUUUUUGCUUUUCAAUUUCUGGAUGAAGAUGAUAGAGAUAGGGUUUGCUUUGGAGGACCCUGGCACUAUGAAAACAACGCCAUGGUUUUCAUGGCAAGUCUACUGAUAAAGAAGCCUACUCCUGAAGCUUUACAUAUGCUGGAUAUAUGGAUUCAGAUCAAAGAUUUUCCAGCAGAGCUUAGAACGCAAACAAUGGCUGAGAAAAUAGCCAAUAGGUUUGGCUCACUCAUCUGGUUUGACGAUAGCCCCAGGUCAAUGUGGGACACAUACAUGAGAUUGAGGGUGAGCCUCUCUAUAAACAACCCCCUUAGAAGGAAAAUAAAAAUGAAUAUCAAGGGGCAGUUAACUGAAUAUAUGGUGAAGUAUGAAAAGCUACCUAUAUUCUGUUAUUCCUGUGGUCGCAUUGGGCACCCAAAGCUGAGAUGCCCGAAACCAUCAGGUUUAAACCCUGAUCCCUUUGGGAUGGACCUGAGAGCUGGAGCACCGGGGCCUAGAAGUUGGCUAUCGCAUUCCCUAAAAAAGGAAGAUGAAACACUUUGGGCAUCACUGAGAAAGAAGUUUGAUUGGGAAAGUACAGGAUCGAAUUCAGAUCAUGAAAUUCCACCCCCUCAGGAAGUAGCAGAUAAAAGAGAACAGAUAAUAGAAGAGAUACAAGGAGCAAGGGAGACUCACCAAAAGAACAUGGGAGUAGAACAUGUGUGAGGCCAAGAAGUUAUCACAGAAAGGCAAACAGUAGUAAAGAAGGAUGGACCCCAAGCAAUGCACAGUCGUGAGUUAGGACAUCUGGGGAUUGGAGGGGCUUUAUAGCAGUUUGUGAUGGGACCAGAAUUAAUGAAAAAUCAACAACGAAGCAUAAACAAAGUCUGGCGCAGGCAGGAGCAUACUAAAGAAAGAGCACAUAACCCCACACAGAUAACUCCCCAAAAAAGAAAUGCUCAGAAUGCUGGGGAGGAAGGAAAUAUUCAACUAGAUCCGGAAGUACAAGUGAAGAAAGCCAAGAAAUUGACUUUUAAGCUACCUGAAGAAGAGACUGAACAAGUGAACAUACCAAAAAUAAAGGAUGGCGAUGUGGCGGACUCUGCUAAGGAGCAGAGCCGCCCAGCUCAAUGAGUUUGUUGAGCUACAACUGCCGAGGUCUCGGGAAUACCCCGGCAGUUGAGAAGCUUAAGGCGUUAUUACGCCAUACAAAUCCCGAUGUUGUUUUCUGAUGGAAACAAAACAAUAUGAAUAUGAGUGGAAAAAGAAAAUAAAAGAGCUUGGCUUCUUUGAUGGGAAAGGAGUGGCAGCAUGAGAGAAUAGAGCGGGAGGACUGCUGAUGAUGUGGAAGGAAGACAUUGAGGUGGAGGUCAAAGGUAGGGACUUGCACAUUAUGGAUGUGGAAAUUAAGAUGUCAAAUUGCAGACAAGCUUGGAGGCUAACAUGAAUUUAUGGAUGGCCUGAAGCAAGUCUUAAAAGACAGACUUGUGAACUGCUAGAAAGAUUGAGCCAGCAAGUUCAAUUACCAGGGCUAGUGGUUGGGGACUUUAACUUAAUCACUGACUAUCCGGAAAAGAGUGGGAAUAGAGAACCUGCUGAAAAGGAAAUGGAAAUGUUCAGGGAAGCAAUUGAGUUUUGCAAUCUUGAAGACUGUGGCUAUUAUGGGCGAACUUUUACUUGGGAGAACAGUAGAGCUGACCAAGAUUAUAUAGAAGAGAGACUUGACAGAGCCUUAGGAAAUAAAGAAUGGAAGGAACUCUAUCCUAAUAUGAGAGUUUAUCAUUUAGAGAGAUGCGAAUCAGAUCAUAUACCAAUCCAAAUCAAGCUGGAUCUAGAGGAAGAAGAUAUCACUUGGGGAUGGUCUUUCCGCUAUGAGCCAUAUUGGGAAAAGCAUGAAGAUUGCAACAAAAUAAUUGAAGAGGCUUUGAACCAACAAGAGGGAGGAUCGUUGGAAUGUAUUAAACAAUGUGAGGAGAAAUUGAAUACCUGGAGCAAGGAAGCGUUUGGCUCUCUGAAGCUAAGAAGGAAGAAGGCAGAAAAGACUUUGCUGGCCUUGGAAAAGAGGAAACGAACCAAGUCAAUGCUACAACAGAGGAAAAUAAUUGAACAAGAAUUAAAUGACAUCAUCCUCUAAGAAGAGAUGAAGUGGAAACAGAGAUCAAGGGCUGAUUGGCUAAGGGUGGGGGAUCAAAAUACAGGCUAUUUUCAUAGGAAAGCCUCCGAGAGAAGAAGAAAGAACACUAUAAGGAGGCUUCAAGAUGAAACUGGCCGAGUGUUUAUAGGCCAACAGAAGGUGACAACUUGCAUGCUAGAACAUAUGCAGAGGCUGUUUGCUAGAGGAAGAAGACCAGAUGUGAGUACAAUCCUACCUCUAGUGACCCCUAGAGUGACAACAGAAAUGAAUCAGGCUCUUCUUGAGCCGUUCACAGAUGAGGAGAUAUGGAUGGCUUUAAAAAGUAUGGGACCCAAUAAGGCUCCUGGACCAGAUGGAAUGUCUGCUAGGUUCUUUCAGAAACACUGGAACGUGGUAGGGCAGACAGUCCUAGGUGAAUUGAGGACUUAUCUAGAAGUUGGGGAGUUCCCUAUGGAACUGAACAAGACUUUGAUUGCUUUGAUCCCAAAGAAAAGCAAACCAACCUC